AUGGAGAAAGUCCCCAAUGAAGUCCUUGACUUGAUAAUGAAUCACCUAACUGCCCAUCGGAAAAAUGACGACCUCUAUCAAGCCCGCCUCGUCGCUCAAAGAUGGAACCAACUCGCAAUAAAGCACGUCUUCAACACCAUAAUUCUCUACAACAACAGUAUCACCGCACCGCAAGGCUUCCAAUCUUGGCACAAACUCCUCGGGCAAAAAUCUGUCAGAGACACUGCGCAGCGCGUCAUUAUACACACGUGGCCCGAAGACGUAGGCAAAGACGAAGCUCCGUUUUAUUGCGAUUGGGACAAGUGGAGAUACGAUGGCGAAUGGCCUGCAUUAACAUCUGCUAUUGACAGGAUUAUUGAGCUUGAUCAUUUACAGGCUCUUGAAAUUCAUUUCUCUGACAUGUGUCGUGGGGAGGAAAGUCAGUGGAAUCAGUCCGGCCCUACCGCCAACGAUCGCGAAAUGCCUGGUGAACGCAAAGCCGCGCUUGAGGCCAUAUACAAGGCCGUCAAACAACGAGAAGGACGUUACGACAGAUCGCCCAUUCGGGAGCUGAGACUCAACCAUCUUCAAAAUAUCGAUCCGCCAGACGUGCUCAUGAACGGUCUACUAAAAGGUAUCCAACGCCUUGAUAUGAAUAUCCUGGAAGAACAGGAUAGUUUUCUGAACUAUGAUGACUUUAUAUUACCUGAGAAAUUCAAGUUUGAUGGAAUCUUGCGCAAUAAAAUAUUGGCACCUAUCGCGGAUCAACUGGUCCAACUCUCCAUCGGUGCUCAGUACGAGUGGGGUCUUUUACCAGCACGCUUCCAAGGAAAAGGCCUUGAGUUCCCAAAACUGGAGAAACUCAGAUUGGACUUUUAUGCUAUCGGUCACUACGAUCAAAUGGACUGGGUUAUUGCUCAAAAGUCUUUAACCAGUCUGCACCUCGACAAUUGCCAAAUCGUAACCCAUCUCCGCUUCAACGGCGACGAAGAAGAAGGAAAAUGGGACAUAUCAACCGAUGAUUGGAAACUCUCUAACGAAAAUCCAUGGGUACGUCGGAUAACCAGAGAAUACUACACCUUUGACCUAAGGUGGAACACCGUCUUUGACCAGAUCAGCGAUGGUCUGCCCCGACUCACAGAGUUUCAAGUAACCUGGACAGACCUUACCGGCGCCAAAGAAGACUUGUCUAGACGUUAUACCAACUUUACAAGUGAUAAUUUUCCUGUGCCAUUUGCUUAUGAGGAGUCUACGGUUUGGAUGAAGGGUUGUAUGAAUGGUCCGUGGGAGGUGCACGGUGCUGCUUAUGAGAUGGAUGUGGCAGCGUUGGAGGCUCUGAAGAAGGCCGCUUAUGAAAGACGGAAGGGACAGAGUAUAUACAAAAAAUGA
Molecule: messenger RNA, 1368 nt
Organism: Fusarium coffeatum
Lineage: Eukaryota; Fungi; Ascomycota; Sordariomycetes; Hypocreales; Nectriaceae
Exons: 1
Coding region: 1-1368 (455 amino acids)
Source: RefSeq, a predicted model, not a curated record